Messenger RNA from Aspergillus steynii IBT 23096, 1473 nucleotides. RefSeq names its product alpha-hydroxy acid oxidase. The record is from RefSeq and is a predicted model, not a curated record. Gene Ontology annotation, molecular function: FMN binding; oxidoreductase activity. Lineage: Eukaryota; Fungi; Ascomycota; Eurotiomycetes; Eurotiales; Aspergillaceae. The coding region runs from base 215 to 1339 and encodes 374 amino acids. The transcript is spliced from 3 exons.
CUGAUAGUUGCAAAAGUGUCUUAACAAAACCAACGGAGUGCAGAAUACAGCCUCAACGCAGAGAAUGAACUGGUCGUGAAUGCCAGCGAAGACGUGCAUAAACUCGGCUAACGGAGCCACAUCGGAGAAUGGAAAUGGCGGGGUAGAAAUACCAAUUCAAUUAGAGAGACGACAUGAAUAUGCACUCUCAAUCACCCACUGAACAUCACCCACCAUGGCUACAAACCUCAAGGCCGAGAUGAUGCUUUGCAUCGACGACAUCAAAUCCGCCGCGACGGCCAAAUUGCCCUUCAUCGUGCGAGAAUUCUACAGCUCCGGAUCCACGCAGCAAGUCACCGUGUCCGAGAACUCAUCGGCCUAUAAUAAAUACCGUCUCCGGCCUCGCGUCCUCGUCGACGUCUCUGGUCUGGAUAUCUCCACCACGGUGUUUGGUCAACGCAUCGCCUUUCCCCUCGGUCUCUCGCCGACCGGCAUCCAAGCCAUGGCUCACCCCGAUGGCGAACUGGCCACCAGUCGCGCCUGCGCUCGUAGAAACGUCCCCAUGGGCGUAUCCUCGUUUGCCAAUCACUCCGUCGAGGAGAUCACGCAGGCAGGUCAGGCCAUUGGUCCGGCCAUUCAUGUCAUGCAGGUCUAUACGAUGCGAGACCGCGCGAAGCAGGAACGCAUCAUCCGACGCGCAGAAGCGGCGGGCUGCAAGGCGAUUUUCUUAACGGCCGAUAGUCCGGUGUUGGGGGUGCGCUAUACAGAGGUGAAGCAUGAUUUCCGCACGCCGGCGGGAUUGUCGUUUCCGAUGAUCGAGUGGGAUUCGGAGACGAUUCAGAACCAGACGCAUGAUGCGGGAUUCGUGGCGUUUAACUCAGAUGCGCAUUCUUGGGCCAAGGAGAUUCCCUGGUUGAGGUCGAUUACGAAGAUGCAGAUCUGGAUUAAAGGCGUCUUGACGGCAGAGGAUGUUCUUCUGGCGAAACAAUUUGGCUGUGAUGGUGUCGUCGUGAGCAAUCACGGCGGUAGACAGUUGGACGGCACUCCAGCGACCCUCGAUGCGUUGCCAGAAUGUGUUAAGGCUGCUGGUGGCCAGAUCAGGGUGCAUAUCGACGGUGGCAUUCGGACUGGCAGCGACAUCUUCAAGGCAUUGGCGUUGGGGGCCGAAUGCUGUUGGAUUGGAAGGCCUACGCUGUGGGGGUUGGCGUAUGAUGGAGAGAAGGGAGUGUCUCGGGUGUUGGAUAUUCUCUACGACGAGUUUAAGCGCUGCAUGCAGUUGACUGGAUGUCGCACUCUGGCCGAUGUUUCGACGGCCUCCAUCGGCGUGCUGAGAUCGGACGGACCGCUGGCUCGUCUUUAGGAUAUAUUCAUGCCCCAGGAGCUUGGAUAGAAAUCGACAUUAGACUCAUUGCAAUCAAGGUAUUAGAACGUGAAAGAUAACAAAAACUCCAUUCACCGACACUAUGUAGGUAGAUCCUGGUAUAAAUUGUAACG